Molecule: messenger RNA, 2005 nt
Organism: Oncorhynchus masou masou (cherry salmon)
Lineage: Eukaryota; Metazoa; Chordata; Actinopteri; Salmoniformes; Salmonidae
Gene: fgf19
Product: fibroblast growth factor 19
Exons: 3
Coding region: 116-751 (211 amino acids)
Biological process (GO): positive regulation of gene expression; cell differentiation; animal organ morphogenesis
Cellular component (GO): cytoplasm
Molecular function (GO): fibroblast growth factor receptor binding; growth factor activity
Source: RefSeq, a predicted model, not a curated record
AGGCUGGGACAUUGUCUUACUAGAAAAUAACGACAGAUACAAAGAAGGAAGACGGUCUGGGAUAACAGACAGAGAAAAGCAACAGAAAAGAGAAUUUGAUAUAGUCAAGAGCAAAAUGACACUUGCAGUUACUGCAGUAUGCAUGGUCAGCGUGUUUUUUGCUGUUGGAGUUGUUUGUCUGCCACUGUCAGACGCGGGGCCUCAUAUAGCCAACGGAUGGGGACAGACGGUCCGGCUCAGACAUCUGUAUGCGGCCAAACAGGGAUUGCAUUUGCUAAUCAACGAGAAUGGCAAUGUGCACGGAUAUCCUGAGCAGAGCUCUUACAGUUUGGUGGAAAUCCGACCUGUAGACACGGGCUGUGUCGCAAUCAAAGGAGUAGCAGCCUCGCAGUAUCUCUGCAUGGAAGGGAAUGGAAGACUGUACGCAUCGAAAACCUAUAUGAAAGAUGACUGCUCCUUCAAGGAAAACAUCCUCCCAGACGGCUACAAUAUUUAUGUCUCUGACAAGCAUGGGACCCUGGUGAGCCUGGGUAGCAGCAGGCAGAGGCUGCAGGGGCGAGACAGAGGCAUUCCUGCACUGUCCCAGUUUCUACCAAGGGUGAGCACCCUGCCCCUGGAUAUAACAACAGAUUUGGGGUUGUCAACCCACCCCGAGCAAGGCCCUCAGUCAGGCCUGGACAUAGACACUAUGGAUGCCUUUGGGAAACUUUCCCAGAUCUCAAUCCAAAGCCCCAGUUUCAAUAAGAGAUGAGCAACUGAUGGUGCAAUCUAUACUAAGAAGCUUCUACAUCUACAAGGUGUCUCCAAUCUCAUAAUUCAUUUUUGGCACAUGACAUUAUACACCACUCCAAACAUACAGGCCCAAGAAGAACCGGAUUGAAAUCAAUUGUAGUAUUUAUUUCAUUAUAAUUUUUUAAAACUUUACUUUUAGCCAUAUUAUUUAAUGAAAAUACUUGAUCCAUGUAUUUUGAAAAACAAAUAUGGGGCUCUGUAUGCACUUUGUCUACAUUUUUGUAGAUGCAGUCGAAGUCGGAAGUUUACAUACACUUAUGUUGGAGUCAUUAAAACUCGUUUUUCAACCACUCCACAAAUUUCUUGUUAACAAACUAUAGUUUUGGCAAGUCAGUUAGGACAUUUACUUUGUGCAUGACACAAGUCAUUUUUCCAACAAAUGUUUACAGAAGAUUAUUUCACUGUAUCACAAUUAGUGGGUCAGAAGUUUACACACACUAAGUUGACUGUAUCUUUAAACAGUUUGGAAAAUUCUAGAAAAUGAUGUCAUGGCUUUAGAAGUUUCUGAUAGGCUAAUUUACGUAAUUUCAGCCAAUUGGAGGUGUAUCUGUGGAUGUAUUUCAAUGCCUACCUUCAAACUCAGUGCCUCUUUGCUUGACAUCAUGGGAAAUUCAAAAGAAAUCAGCCAAGACUUCAGAAAAAAAAAUUGUAGACCUCCACAAGUUUGGUUAAUCGUUGGGAGAUAUUUCCAAACGCCUGAAGGUACCACGUUCAUUUGUACAAACAAUAGUAUGCAAGUAUAAACACCAUGGGACCACGUAGCCGUCACACUGCUCAGGAAGGAGACGUGUUCUAUCUCCUAGAGAUGAACGUACUUUGGUGCGAAAAGUGCAAAUCAAUCCCAGAACAACAGCAAAGGACCUUGUGAAGAUGCUGGAGGAAACAGGUACAAAAGUAUCUAUAUCCACAGUAAAUGACAUAACCUGAAAGGCAGCUCAGCAAGGAAGAGGCCACUUCUCCAAAACCGCCAUAGAAGAAGCCAGACUACAGUUUGCAACUGCACAUGGGGACAAAGAUCGUACUUUUUGGAGAAAUGUCCUCUGGUCUGAUGAAACAAAAAUAGUACUGUUUGGCCAUACAGUGCCUUGCGAAAGUAUUCGGCCCCCUUGAACUUUGCGACCUUUUGCCACAUUUCAGGCUUCAAACAUAAAGAUAUAAAACUGUAUUUUUUUUGUGAAGAAUCAACAACAAGUGGAACACAAUCAUGAAGUGG